AUGGCACGACUCGGACCCGAGAUGUUCGAUAUUCGCCCAAGGACUGGCAACCUGACGAAGCUCGCGGAUGGGUUGCGCUUCGAAGCGGCGGUUCAAGCCGCAAUUAGCGGGGCGCUGGCCAUUCGAGGCGUUCCCCCAAUGAAGCCUAGUCGCUCAGUCGGACGGGCUUGCCAAUACGCGGCAUUCAACACCGCCGAUGGCGGUUACGAUAUUCUCGAAGGCGAAUGCCGCCAUAUUUCUGGACCAGAUGAACGCUGGGGAAUUCCCGAUUCACCGGUGGCGCCUCGUUCGGUCUCUGACAUUCCGAAAUUCGUGAAAUGGCUUGGCCUGACCGUUGAGCUCGACGCCUGGUGGGAAGAGGAUGAAGUAGCCUCACUCGACGGUGAAGCUGCCCAAUCAGCGAUCGCCUUUCACCUGAUGACGACCACCGAGAGGUUCGGCCACGCACCCCCCAUCAAAGGGCACGGGCGUAACGGCGAAAGGCCCUUGCUGGCGCCGGAUCUCGUGAACACGCUAGAGCAUCUGGAUGCUCAGAUGAAGCAGUUGCGCCUAAUGAUGGGAUACCGGAGGCUGACACUGCAAGAAGCGAUUGUGCAGGCCGAGGAUCACCUCCUGGCGGGGUAUCAUCACCUGUACAAAGGCGCCCCAGCUGCGGCUCAGGAAAUCAAAGCUGUGGGUGAGUAUUUUCUCGAACACGGCGAGCGUUAUGGGGGUCCCGAGAUGAUGAACAUCUGGAUAUCGGACUGGUCGAAUCGCUUUCCCCUAGCUCAAUAG
Peniophora sp. CBMAI 1063 is the source of this 774-nucleotide messenger RNA. Lineage: Eukaryota; Fungi; Basidiomycota; Agaricomycetes; Russulales; Peniophoraceae. The record is from the annotation of a GenBank genome assembly.